GCUGAGAAGCAGCGAGCAUCUAGCAGCAACAGCAGAGAGUGAUCCCCAAACUCCCCCUUGUACCCGACCCAGCAGCAAGUCCCACCCUGGCCAGUACAAAAGGGAUUGACAGGGAUUCUACGAGCGAUGGAUUUGUAACAGCUGAUGAGCCCCUUGUGAGAGGAGGGGGAGGGAAGAUUGCAGUUGAGCCCACCCACCCCACACGAGAGCAGGAGGUGAGGACUGGCUCUUUGUGAGCGGCAGGCUGCAUAAGAAGAAAAGUGGUGGGGGAAAAAUGCCAGGCUGCCUGCAGGAGACUUGGAAAGGAGCGAAAGGUUGGAGCACUUGUGACCGGGGAUCUAGCCGUGCUUGUCAGAGUUCAAGAGCUGGAAGGGUCGCAGUUUGUGCUUCUGAGAUGCAAGAGGAGGAAUAAAGAGGAGGCAGUUUGUGUGCCGAUGGGGACGUAGCACCAGUGAGAUCUCUGGGGACAGCAGGACAAAGGGAACUCAUGGAUGGGCUUUACCUGCUAGGAGGGGGAGAUGGGCUGGAGAUGAUCAAUGACACCCUCAGCAGGACAAGUUGGGUGGAGGAGGACAACUCGGAGCUGUCCUUGCGGGUGGCGAUGGCUGCCCUGCUCUUCUUCCUCAUCCUCUCUACCUUGCUGGGCAACACCCUGGUGUGCGUGGCUGUGAUCAAGUUCCGGCACCUGCGCUCCAAGGUCACCAACUUCUUUGUCAUCUCGCUGGCUGUCUCCGACCUGUUCGUGGCUGUGCUGGUGAUGCCGUGGAAGGCAGUCGCUGAGGUGGCCGGCUUCUGGCCUUUCGGGGGCUUCUGUGAUGUCUGGGUGGCCUUUGACAUCAUGUGCUCCACAGCCUCCAUCCUCAAUCUGUGCAUUAUCAGCGUGGACCGGUACUGGGCGAUCUCCAGCCCCUUCCGCUACGAGAGGAAGAUGACCCAGCGAGUGGCUUUCAUCAUGAUUGGCGUGGCUUGGCUGCUCUCCAUUUUGAUCUCCUUCAUCCCUGUGCAGCUGAGGUGGCACAAAGCCAGUGAGCUCCUUGCUCAGCAGGAGCCCAGCUCCAACUCCACACAGGGCUCAGAGGAGAACUGUGACUCCAGCCUCAACAGGACCUAUGCCAUCUCCUCAUCCCUCAUCAGCUUCUACAUCCCCGUGGCCAUCAUGAUCGUCACGUACACCAGGAUCUUCCGCAUCGCUCAGCGGCAGAUCCGCAGGAUCUCCUCUCUGGAGAGAGCUGUGGAGCAUGCCCAGAACUGCCACAGCAAUGACUGCCCCCACGAGGCCUCUCUGAAGAACUCUUUCAAGAAGGAGACCAAAGUCCUCAAGACCCUCUCCAUCAUCAUGGGAGUCUUCGUCUUCUGCUGGCUGCCCUUCUUCGUGCUCAACUGCAUGGUGCCCUUCUGCGACCUUGGCCUGCACGAUCCCGGGGAGCUGCCCUGUGUCAGCGAGACAGUCUUCAACAUCUUUGUCUGGUUCGGCUGGGCCAACUCCUCCCUCAACCCCAUCAUCUACGCCUUCAAUGCUGACUUCAGGAGGGCCUUUGCCACCAUCCUGGCCUGCGGCCGUCUCUGCCCCAGCAAUGUGGUGGAGACGGUGAAUUUCAGCAAUGAGCUGGUUUCCUACCACCAUGACACCACCUACCAGAAGGACGUGGUGACUCUCAGCGACCCGCACCUUCUCCCCCAUGCCACCCUGCAGGCAGAAGACAAUGAGCUGACUUUUGACAAAGUGUCGCAGAUCUCCAAGACCUCCCACAACAACCAUGCCAACGCCAUCUUGCCAGCCGUGGUCCAUGUGGAGUGCGAGAUGGAUAUAUCACUGGAGAAGAUCACUCCCUUCACCUCCAGUGUGCUGGAUUGAAAGGGGAUCAGGAGAGGGAGUCGGGGCGGGGAGACGGGAUAUGGCAGAGAGAGGUCUGUAGCAAAUGGCCCAGUUUCUGGGGAGUGUGCAUACAGGGGAGGGAGGAGAAGAGGAAUUGCUACCCCUCUGCCUGGGAAGGAGUUUGUAUUUAUGUAUUAGCAAGUAUGUUUGUGUCUUCCUUUGUUUCUCUGAUAUACUCAGAAGAUGACUUUCUAGGGGACUGGAUGGCUUGGGGGGAUGGUGCUUUUCACCUUGAGUCCACGGGUUCAAACCCAGGGCCAGCCCAGGUUGGUAGUGAAUGGAAGUGGUUGAUGUCUGUUGGGUGCCUUAUGUCAAAUGAGUUUGGUGGGUCUCAGUGUAGUUCCUAGGAAAAAGAAAACUCCCUUGUCAUAGUUGUCAGUAGCUUCCUCUGGGAAACCAUGGCCUUGAACAGGCCCCUGAGACUGACCUUGCCUCUCAACCCAUUUAGGAGGGAAGUGGGGGAGUUUGCCCUACUGCUCCUUCUCCCAGUCCUGUGGCUAAGCAAAUGCUUUCACUCUCCUGGGCUACUAAAGUGACACAGAAAAUGCAGCAAACCAGAGGGACUGCUGCCUGCAUGAUUGUUCAUUCAAGCAGGCAGGGCUGGGUAAUGCUAUCAGCUUCAUGGGUGUGACAGCCCUACCUAUCCUGUCAGCCUUUAACUGUGGAGACAGACUUUUCUUGUGAAGCCAGUGUAGGGGAGGUAGAGAAGAGUUGCUUUACAAGACACUUUGAUCCUGGCCUUUUCCCCAGCCCCCUCGCUCACAUCUGUUUGCUUGUGCUACAGACAGCCAUCCCCUGAGACUUAGCAGGGAACAGGCAGCUAGGACACCUGGGUUCUGUUCCUGGCUA
Messenger RNA from Caretta caretta (loggerhead turtle), 2725 nucleotides. RefSeq names its product D(1) dopamine receptor. NCBI's taxonomy places the organism in Eukaryota, Metazoa, Chordata, Testudines, Cheloniidae. The record is from RefSeq and is a predicted model, not a curated record. Gene Ontology annotation, cellular component: plasma membrane. Gene Ontology annotation, molecular function: G protein-coupled receptor activity. Gene Ontology annotation, biological process: positive regulation of MAPK cascade; adenylate cyclase-activating adrenergic receptor signaling pathway.